Messenger RNA from Pneumocystis carinii B80, 1149 nucleotides. RefSeq lists its product as hypothetical. The record is from RefSeq and is a predicted model, not a curated record. Gene Ontology annotation, cellular component: membrane. Lineage: Eukaryota; Fungi; Ascomycota; Pneumocystomycetes; Pneumocystales; Pneumocystaceae. The transcript has 7 exons. The coding region runs from base 23 to 1096 and encodes 357 amino acids.
AAGAAAUGCUCAAAAAAUACAUAUGCAAUCAUUUAAAUAUGGUUUUAUGAAUAUCAGGAGUUAUUCAGAUAUUCCCAAGAGAAAAUUUAAUCAUACAUCUUUAAAUCUUUUUAAAAAGCAGAAAUUACCAAAAAAUACUAUUAUAAAAUUUGUACCUCAACAAGAAGCUUGGGUUGUAGAAAGAAUGGGCAAAUUUUACCGUAUUCUUGAUCCAGGAUUGGCUAUUUUAGUACCUUUUCUAGAUAAAAUCAAGUAUGUCAAGUCUCUGAAAGAAAUUGCUAUGGAAAUUCCAUCACAGUCAGCUAUCACAUUAGAUAAUGUAACAUUGGAAUUAGAUGGAGUUUUAUAUGUUAAAAUUCUAGAUCCAUACAAAGCAUGUUAUGGGGUAGAAGAUGCUGAAUAUGCAGUUGCACAAUUAGCACAGACAACAAUGAGAUCAGAAAUAGGUCAAUUGGCUCUUGAUCAUGUUUUAAAGGAACGUCAGAUGCUAAAUAUCAAUAUUACUGAAGCAAUUAAUGAGGCUGCUGCUGAUUGGGGUAUUAAAUGUUUAAGAUAUGAAAUUAGAGACAUUCAUCCUCCACAAAAUGUAUUAUUAGCAAUGCAUAGACAAGUCUCAGCUGAACGUUCUAAAAGAGCUGAAAUACUAGAAUCUGAAGGUCAAAGACAAUCUUGUAUCAAUAUUGCUGAAGGACAAAAACAAAGUCAAAUACUUAAUAGCGAAGCUAUUAAACAAGAAAGUAUUAAUAAAGCAACUGGUGAAGCUGAAGCAAUCCUUCUAAAAGCUGAAGCAACAGCAAAAGGUAUUUCUGCUAUUGCUUCUGUUCUUUCUGAAAAUCCAAUGGGAACUGAUGCAAUUAAUUUAAGAAUCGCUGAAAAAUAUUUAGGCGCUUUUGGAAAUCUUGCUAAAGAAAGUACAAGUAUCGUAGUCCCUGCAAAUUUAAAUGACAUCAAUGGAAUGGUUGCACAAGCUUUAACAAUUAUUAAUAAAUUAAAUCAAAAUACUACUCAAAAAAAACAAUCACAUUCACAUAACUCAAAUACUUCUUCUUCUUCUCAAAAUUUAUCUACUUCAUCUAAUCAACUUAAUACUUCUUAACCUUCUACUCGAUACUACCAUAUAUCUUACUAUACGGCUUAUUUCAAAAAAAA